Molecule: messenger RNA, 11578 nt
Organism: Podarcis lilfordi (Lilford's wall lizard)
Lineage: Eukaryota; Metazoa; Chordata; Lepidosauria; Squamata; Lacertidae
Source: the annotation of a GenBank genome assembly
AUGCAACAGCCAAAGGAGGAAGUACCUGAGGUCAGGGAAGAGGAGGAGGAAGAGGAAGAGGCACUGACGGCAGUAGGUGGAACCUCAGACCCAAAUGAAGGACCAGAUAAUUCAGCACCUUCUAUCAGCUACACAGGUAGGUUGGGGAAGCAGGCUAAUGCAUCCAACACAUUUUUAAAGCAGCAAUAGGUGGCUUUUACAGUGAGCUUUCCCCUCAGUAGGCAAAUUUGUCACAAUAUGACAAAUUCAUUCUUUUAUGCUGAUUCCCCACCCCAAGCUAGUUGUCUCGGUAUCUCUUUUCCUUUCCACAACACUCUUUAUCUCUUGUCUCUGAUUAUGGUUUUUUGUUUUUGUUCUCCUUUUCUCCCUCUGCUUAGACAUUCACCCCUUCUUGAUCACUCCUCCCUGCAGAUGUCCUGCAGGCUCAGUUCUGAGCCUCUUCUCUCUUGCAAUACCCUUCCUCUGUGUUCAUGCUUGUACUUUCUUUCUUUUUUUUUUUUUAGAUAUUUAUUAAGAUUUUCAAGAAGUUACAAAAUAGAAAAAAAUAAGAAAAAUACAAAAGAAAACAGAUACAAAAAUAAAUAAAUAAAAAUAGUUAAAAAACAAUUCAGUCAUCACAUAUUUUUCAUUUACUUAUUUCCCGGACCUCCUCGCGCCUUCCUUCUCUGUAUUCCAGUUCAAAUUAUUAUUUCAGCAAAUCCCUCCCCUCUUUCAAAUCCUUUCCCUAAUUCAUAAUAUUCUGUCAUCACAUUACCUUAAUCUAUUUUCAUCUUAUCUUAUAUAUAUAUAUAAAAAAAGAAAGAAAAAACCUUAAAGUUUAGAACUUAAAUCUUAAUUUUUACCAACUUCUCCUAGCCAUAACAUUCUUACCUAAUUCUUUAGACAUUUUUAUAAGAGCCAAAUAAUUUCAUUUCAACAUUUUCCUAACAUUCAUCAAUUUUAUAAAACAGUCCUAAUGAUAAAAAUAAAAAAGUAAACAAUCCAAUCUUCGUCCAGCGUCCCUUCCUCCUGGUCCCGGGUUUUGUCAGUCCUUUUUAUCCUAUUAAUCUAGCACAUUAACCUGGCAAUCUUAUAUCCGAGGCCCUCAAGUCUCUUCCAUGUCCCUUCCGCUGCUCUUCUUCAUAUUUUCCUUUUAUUCGUGGGAACUCCAGCUUGGUGAUGUUUUUGACCCUUUUCAACAAAAAAGUCCCUUUUCCAUAGUCCAGACUAGACUUGAUGUAGUAUUUAAAAACAUGUUCCAGAUUCCCUUCAAAGUUAAGAGCCCCCACUGCUCCAAACAUCUGACGGCCCCUUUCCAGACUCGAAAAGUCCAAAUCUCCCUGUAUAGGGGGGUCUAUCCAACCCCCCAUUUCCAAACCAAACCAAAUUUUAUCUUUCCAAAUCUGGUCUUUUCCAAGUUCAUUUGUCAAAUCCAAAAAUUUAUAUUCCUGCUGGGCCGCAACUCCUUCCGUCUCUGGCGCCCAAGAUGCAGCAAAAUCCUCUUCUCUCAACUGUUCUGUCAUGGCACACUCCUGUUUUAGUUCCUGGGUGGGCUCCAUAUAGUUUCCCACUACCUGUUCAAAGGUUCUGGCCGCAUUAGUCAUCAAAUCUGUCUUCUGGCUUAACUGAUCCAAUAGGGCACUUAUUUUGCAGAAAGCACCCAAGCUUCUGCAGACAUUGUCCUGCAAGGUCACAAACCCUUUCCCACGGUUGUAAUCAGUGACAGCUGCAAGUUCCCAAGGAUUAGUUACAAUUUCACAAUUCCCCUCUAGGGGGAAAAACUUCUGGUUGUUCUUUCUCUUAAAAACAAUGGCAACAAAGUCUCUUUUUUAAGAUAUUUUGUCCAUAUUUGUUCUUUUAAAAUGCGAAAGGAGGCAAUGGAGUCACUAUGUUUCUCUUCUUAACUAUCUGUCAAAAACAUUUGUUUCUGGUCAAUGAGCUUCAAACGUCAAUUCUGACACCCCGCUCUAGGAUCAGGACGGUGGAAAAUUACUUUGCUUUAGAUUCACUUCUGCAGGUUUAAACAGCUCAGAAAAGAGAUCCCUCUUCUUCUCCUGCUACCGAAGGGGGGUUCAGCGAUUUUAAAUGGUGAAAGUCAAUCCUUUGAAAGUGAUUUUUAAGGCUCUAGUUUGCUUUGUCUUUGCUUUGUUCUGGCUACAGGGAAACAGAAGGCUGACUUCCUGUUUAAACCUUUCCGUUUCAGUACCAAAUUAAGGUGAAUUUUUAAGUCCAAAUUCCUUUCUAUUUCGCCAGUUCUUAUUUAAAGUCCAAAUAUUCAAUGUUCCAGUACUCACGGUUGGUUAUUUUAGAUGCCUAAUUGUCCCAGGAAAAAGGCAACGCUCUCCAGCAACGGCUAUGCGGCUUCGCUCCGCAGAAAAAGCGAUUGACUCACAGCACCGCGCCACUUCCCCCUCUUCGCUUCGGAGCCCGUUUGUGGGUUCCUUUGCGGGUUUGGGGGGGGCGCUGAGGGUGCCCGCCGAGUCCCACAGUCACAGGCUUCAUCCGCCUGUGAUUUCCAGAAGGGUCCCCGCUUCGCCGCAGCGGAAAAGACCCGUUUCAUGCGGAGCUGGUCCCUCCAGUUCAGAGGGAGUCCGCCAUUGCCGAUGGCGCCACCCCGGAAGUCCCAUGCUUGUACUUUCAGUUUGAACUGCCACCUUUACGUGACUCCUGUAUUUAUUUAUUCUUUCCAUCCCUCUUUUCACUUUCUGUCAAGUCCCAUGUUUGAACAUCUCGCUGACAUUUCCUUCUGUGCAUCUGCUGAUGUCUCUGACUGGCCAUGGUGAAAAUGGGAUUUCUAAUGUUUCCAUUGAGCCUCUCAUUCUUCCCACACCCCCGUUCACUGUCACACACUCACACACUACAUCCAUGGGGUGAUAUUCAGCUCCUUCUAAUGCUCUUCUUAUAGCCAGGCUAUGGUCAUUCUGCUGAUGCUUCCUCUUAUUGAUACUUUUGGUCAAGUACUUGGCUGAUGUUGUAAAAACUAUCCAUGGUUUUGACAGAUAUCUAUCAGGCUUAGAUAGGACUUGGAUUUGGCCCACAGGUCACCAGCUGGUCAUUUCUGGUUUGGACUUCUGCUUGUUGGCUUCCCUUUGCUUUCUCAUAUGCGAGACAAUUGGGAGCACCCCCACUAAGAUGAUAUUUUUGCCUCUCUUGCUAUGAUUAUGCCUCCUCUCAUCUUAAUGCCCCAACACGGCUUUCCUAUCACUCCUCAUGCAAGGAAUUCUCACAUUUCAGGUUAAUGUUUUUGUCUGUGACCCUCUUUCAUCUUACUCUCUUCUGCUUAUUGCUCCCUCUCUGCUGAAGCUCCUCUGUAAACUACACUUCCUUUGCACCUAAUCCAAGCCUCACCUUCAUGUUACUCCUCAGGCAUGAAAUAACUGAUGCCACCCACAUCCUGUCUAUCAAAGACAGCACCAGUUGCUCUGAACUCCCCUAGCACAGGGAACCGUGCAAGUAGUCAUGCAACAGGACACAGAUGGUUUAAUCAGCCUGGACAGGAAUUCAUUACUGUAUGUUCUGUUGUCUCUCCUCUCUGUUGCUGUUGAGCAAGGGAGUUUGCAUAGCAGAACUUUACAAUGUUCACUGCAAGUGAGCAAAACAGGAAUAAAACAGGAUUAAUAAAUCUUGUGAAAGCUGUAGAAUAUGGUGAGUGCAAACAAAUAAUUUUCUGUUCAAGGGGGAGUUCAGAGAAUACUGGCUCAGUUACCUACGUACAGCACUAUUUGGCUGGUGCCUGUUACAUCACAAACCCACCUACCUCCCAUCCCUGGUUUACUUUCUCAGCUCUUAAACUGAUUGCCUCUAACAAAAAAUAGAUGAUGAAUGAACAUUUUAAAUUACUAAAUGGACAUGUGUUGCUUUCAAAAGAAUACAUUUUAAAAGAUGAUCUGAAAUAUUGGGGAGGGGUAAAUCUGUUAACUAAAUCAGGAUUCAGAUUACCAAUGUGUGCAUCUGUCAUUUAUGAUUUAAAGGGGAAAGGCAGCUGGGCUCAUCCUAUGGGGGAAAUCCACUGUAAUUACUCUCCUUAACUUAUGUUUGGACAUGAUCUUAAGAGAAACAGUGCUGAAGUUAGUAUGGUGCUAUAUUAAUACUUGCUGGUCUGAAAUAAAGAGGCAUGUGUGAACAUAUCCAGAAUAAGAGAAGUUAUUUGAAUUAACCUUUCAACAGAUGCGGAAAAGAAUGUUGAAGUAAUAAUGAGUGUGAGGGAAGGCAAGUUAACUUAUUGGGUUAAGGUUUCAAGUAUAUUUCUGCCACAAACUUUGGGUAAAUCUAUGCUCAGUUUUAUGGACUUGAAUGGUGGGAAAGUUUUCCUCUGAAUAUUGUAUGUUGGUCACUUUCAGGUGUUAUGCCAUAGCUUUUGCCAGUGACCUGCAGAGAUACCUGCGUUGCCUUCUUUUGAUCUUUUGUGAACUAAUAUAUUGAAAACCAAGGCUGUCAAAGACUCAGUGAUUCUACUGAAUAACAAAUGAUUUUGCCUGACCGGGGUAUGAAAAGGAAAUAUGAAGGCACCCAGAACAUGCCCAAACUGAGAAGAGAGAUUCUCUUGCUAGCAGUGGCAAUAAAUUCCAUUCUGAACAGCAGUUCUGUGGUCUCAUGUGUUGAAGAGUGUUGGUUUCAGACACUUAAACCUUCUGUGCUUUGGGGAGGGUGGGGGGGGGGUUCUGAUGCCAUAGCACUGCUGGAUUCUAAUGCAUUGCUAGAUUCUGUGAACUGGAAGGAUGAAAUAACCAGUGAAGAAAAUGAUAAGUGUGUUAUGCACAGUGGUAAGUUUGCAUCAGAUACAGGCUGAAGCUGGACUUUCUCUGAAACCCAGUGCUUUACAAAUGCAAACUGGUUGGUUGUAUCUGGGGAAAAUGCAAAAUAUGGGUAAGGAAGUUGUGCUGUAGAGAUGCUAUGUGUCUGGUGCAGAACAGCAAUGCAAUGACUUCUUGUUUUUGUUUCCGUUAGAUCUUUCCCAGAGUUCUUCACCUUCUCUGUCAGACCAACUCCAAAUGGGCUGUGAUGAGGCAACCUCAGGAAGUCUGAAUGUAGAGUGCAGGGUCUGUGGUGAUAAGGCAUCGGGGUUCCACUAUGGAGUGCAUGCAUGUGAGGGUUGCAAGGUAUGGACAAUAUGCAAUGUACAAACUCUAUACAGAAGGGGUGGUAAACUUGUGACCCUCCAGAUGUUACUGAACUACAACUCCCAUCAUCCCAGGUCAUUGGCCAUGAUGACCAGGGCUCCUGGGAGUUGUUGUCUAACAACACCUGGAAGGUAUUAGAUUUUGUGGCUUUAGCACCCUCCUUCAAGACUCUUACCACUGUGUUUGAAGUCAUACAUUUAUAGAGUCCAUAGGAGUCUCUUCACCGACCGAACCAGGCAGUGACUGAUCAGGAAAAUUCAAAUGACUAUAAAGUUUUAACAAGCUACUACUACAAUGCACAAAAGAAUAAGCAACAAAUACAAAGAUACCAGUUCUUAUAUUUAAUGUUCUCUUCCCCUGUUGGUAAACUUUUGCCCUGUUUCUUGCUCCUUUUCUAACAAGAAUAGAGUGCCUCAUUUCCCAAGACAGGACAUCAAACCAGUUCCUUUUUCUUUCUUUAACCUAGAAAUGUGUUGGUCUGUGCUGCUAAAAACCCCUAACAUAAGCACAUUGAUUAGAAAAGUCUGUGUUCAUCAUCUUUUGGUCUGACCCAAGUGUAUUCAGUUCUAAUUACGUGCCAAAUUUCACUUCUGCUUGUCGUUUUGAGUUCUAACUGCAUUUAACUAUGCAUUUAUUUUAGCCCCUUUAUUCCUCAAAGCAUGAUUUAUUAGCCAUAUAUUGUAUGACAUACACAUGUUAUAGUAGAUCUACAAGGGCCACGUUUUAGCUACUCCUUUAUUCACAAGGUUCUAGGAGGCUUCAGUGAGUAAAUUAUGGAAGGAAACGGAAUCUUUUCUUCAGACGUUAAAGAUCCAAGUAUCUCUAACCCACAGCUGGAACAAUGGUAUAAGACCAACCUUUAUUCUGAUAGCAUAGAACAAAAGCACUAUUCUGCAAACAGUAUUAACAAGGUGCUGCAUUCUGAGGACAUGAAGUAACAAUAUCCCUUGAAAUGGACUAGUAGUAAUAUUCCUAAGCUCCACAGACUAACGUGGACACCGUUCUGGAAUUUGUCCCUAACAUGCACAUGAGUUUUGCCUGGGACAUUUUCCUGCUUUACAUCUUCUCUACCCUUCUUCCCUGUCACUAUUCUCCAUCAACUCUGGUCUCCUUGAGAACACAGACAUUACUUUUAGACGUAAUCUUUGGCUGACAUACUUCACGGGACACCUGUGAACGUAUUCUGUUCCUGAUCAUUUGGCUGGCUGUUGGAAUCGCAGAAUGCCAAAGGAGAUGAGUUAUUCAAUGUCUAAGUGAUGCCAAAAUUAUCCAAAGGGGGCGGGGGAGGGGAAGCUGAAGCGAGAGAGACAAGGAUGUUGAAAGCUGGAUUUGUUUAUUCAUAUCCCCCUGCUGGAUCUUUGCGAUACUACAAGUCUGUUUUUUGCUGUUUUUUACACGGGAUAAUUAUGUUUAGGCUCUCUUCCUCCUUGUACUAUUCUUUUCUCCAUGUGUAUGUUAAAAAAAAUUUUUUUUUUUUGAGAAUAUUUCAGUUGAACAAAAUAAAGUAAAAAUUAAAAGUGAAUAAAGAAAUAAAAAUAAAAGGUAUAUUAUAUCACUAUAUAUGCAGACAACUACAAUUCCAUAUAUGCAAGUCUAGUAUGUAGGUAUAUGAAUGUUAUUAUUAUACAGAUAGAUUUAUGGUUAUUUAUAACCUACCAUAUUUUUUAAUAAAGGAGUUCCAAAUAUUGUUAUGCUUGUCCAUACAAAACCUACGUCUGUAAGCAAUUGGUUCAUAAGCUGGGAGUGUUGUCCUACCUUCAGUCCUUCUCCAUGUGUAUGUUAACAUGUAGUGUGGUCCAUUGUUCUAAAGUCUCUUUGCUUGUUGCUGAAAACGAUAUUCUGUCCUGAGACUCAAGUUGACAGCAAUCCUGGGACAUUUUAUAAGGAGCUGCUGUGUUAUCACAAUGACCCAUCUCCCUGUUUCUUUUCUCCCUCUGCCUGCUCUCCAACAGGGCUUCUUUCGUCGAACAAUCCGUAUGAAACUGGAGUACGAGAGGUGUGAGCGGAGCUGUAAAAUUCAGAAGAAAAACCGAAACAAGUGCCAGUACUGCCGCUUUCAGAAAUGCCUCUCCCUGGGCAUGUCGCACAAUGGUGAGACUCCUCUCCUCCCCUUAGCUCUAGAUACAGGAAGAAAAACAUAGCUAGAUAUGGAACUUUGUGUUUUCUGUAGGCAACGUGUUUAGUAUUGUGUUUGGGGGGGAGUGUCUAACUAUGCUGCUCUGGCAGUCAUCCUCAUUAGCCAGGUAGUAGGUUGGAAUCAUUGCACAGCCUGCAUCUCUUUCCUUCUGGAAAUGAUUGUUAUGGACACAGCCUAAGAAAGGCAUGUCAGUGUCUAUUGCUUCCAGUCUAUUUUUCCUUGUUUUGUCUUUAGAACAGUGAUUCCCAAUUAGCUAAGUACUGUGGACUCCCUGUUUUUUAAAAGCCAAGCCAUAGACCCCCUACUUUUGAAAACGUUGAUAUCUCUGUGGUAGUUUUUGUUAUGUGCAUGGUGCCACGAUGCCCUCCAACAUGUCCCAGCAGAAAACUGGGAUGCGCAUCUUCUGGGAUGUGCUCUUGCAUUAGUCACGUGACCUGUGCAAGAGCACAGUGCCCCAAAACACCACCUUGAGCUUCCCGAUGGAAAAAGAGGGAUAUAAAUGUAAUAAGUAACACUCUUAUUUUUUGUUUCCCUCCCCGUCCACCUAUAAUUGUGUAAUAUGAAACGUCUUCAAUAAAUAAAUAGUUGGAAAGACAUGGGGAUGCUAUUUUGGCCCAAGACUCCUAACAGUAUCUUCUUUGUUACGUUUCUUCAGCCAUUCGUUUUGGCCGCAUGCCUGAAGCUGAGAAAAGGAAGCUAGUGGCAGGACUGACAGCAAGUGAGAUCACCUGUCAGAACCAGCAGGUAGCUGACCUGAAAGUAUUUUCCAAGCACAUCUACAACGCCUACCUGAAAAAUUUCAACAUGACCAAAAAGAAGGCACGAGGCAUCCUGACUGGGAAAGCCAGCAGCACUCCAGUGAGUACCUCAGUCCCAGAGGGAUGAAAGUGGAGCAGAACUUGCCAGGCAAGCUCUUGGCAUCUGCAGUCCAAGAGAUUCAAUGCUGUGCCCAAAGCAGACUCUCUGACAUCAAAGAACUUUAAUCAACUAUUUGGUCUUGCUCAUAAAGAGAAGCUUGGUGUUUUGUUGAUAUUGAGGCUGCUGGUGUGAUCAGUGUGACCUGAGUUACAUCACCAGGAUAACCAGAAGUUUUCUGUACUCAAAUUAUUCUACAGAGUUUUAUCUGAAGAAGUGUGCAUGCACACAAAAGCUCAUACCAAUAACUAACUUAGUUGGUCUCUAAGGUGCUACUGGAAGGAUUUUUUUAAUUUUUUGUUUUGUUUUGACUACGGCAGACCAACACGGCUACCUACCUGUACAGAGUUUUAGUUAGUGCAAACGGUGAUGACUGAGUUCAAUCCUAAAUGCACAAAAGAAAAGAAAAGAAAAAAUUAUAAUCCAUUGAUUCCACUGAGGGAAUGUUUCCCAUGAAAACACAUUCCCCUUCCUUUUUAAGGCUCUAUCCCAUGUGGCUUCCCAAAAGAAAUAUAGAAGUUUAUUUAUACAUAUAGCUCACUGGGGACUAUAAAAUCGAGCUAUAUAGACAUCAGCAUUACCAUGCAGGAAAAGGUGGGAGAAAAUUUUAGGGUGAAAAGUUGAAAAAGUAGGCAUCCCUAUAGCAUUAUUAAAUAGUGGUAAUACAUAUUCAUUUGUACUAUUGAAAAAUGCUUCUUUAUCAUUGUACACAGGUGUCAUAAUAACUAUAGAUAGGUAAGAUGAGCUUUCAUUUUAUAUCCUGCUCCAUCGUAGGAGGUAAUUAUCCUUGAAAAUAAUAGCAGAACCCAAGUUUUUUUACUCUAAAUUGGAACCGGUGUCUGAAAUAUCCAGAAGUGCUUAUUUUGUAUUUCACUUCAAACUUCACUGAAUUCAGUAAAUUGAAGUUUUGUAUAGUGCCUCACCAUCCUGAUUAUAAACAAGUCCUCAGUGCAAUCUUUCUUCUGUAUCAGCAAUAAUUUUGUUUUAAAGAAGUUGUUUGCCAUUCUCCUCCUCCUCCUCCUCCUCCUCUUCCUCCUCCUCCUCCUCCUCUUCCUUCUUCCUUCUUCCUUCUUCUUCCUCUCUUCCUUCUAUGAAUUCAGCACAGUGUUGUUUGCUAGGGACCUUUGUAGAGGAGGCUAUUUUCUACACAGACUCUGAUAUUCUCUGUCUGCCAUCGUAGGAAGCUAGAGGCAUUAUCAGAGUUGAAGAACACAUUCCAGUCAAGCAAUAACACGGUGGGGGGGGGGAGCAGGGCCAGUGAGGGGGUGGCUGGCAGAGCUCUGAGGUCCAGAUGGAGAGAUCUGGAGGGCCACAUGUCACCCUCAGGCCUGGGCUUCCCCACAACUGCACUUCAGCCUGUGGCUUGAUUCCCCACUGCAGAAUCCUGACUCUUAUGUGUUUGUUCUUUGUAGCCUUUUGUGAUUCAUGACAUGGAUACCCUGUGGCAAGCGGAAAAGGGUCUCGUGUGGAAACAGCUAGUGAAUGGGAUACCACCAUCCAAGGAGAUUGGCGUCCACGUUUUUUACCGCUGCCAGUGCACAUCCGUGGAAACUGUGCGGGAGCUCACAGAAUUUGCCAAGAGCAUCCCUAGCUUCAUUAGCUUGUACCUUAAUGACCAAGUGACUCUGCUGAAAUACGGGGUGCACGAGGCCAUCUUUGCAAUGCUGGCCUCCAUUAUGAACAAAGAUGGACUCCUGGUGGCCAAUGGGAAUGGCUUUGUGACGCGCGAGUUCCUGCGCAGCUUGCGCAAGCCCUUCAGUGACAUCAUGGAGCCCAAAUUUGAGUUUGCUGUGAAGUUCAAUGCCCUGGAGCUGGAUGACAGUGACCUGUCUCUGUUUGUAGCUGCCAUCAUCCUGUGUGGAGGUGAGAAGGGGGAGUUCUUUGCUAGCAAUGGUAUAUGCUUUCUAAAAGCUUGCUGAUGAAGACUGGGCCAUUAUCCUGCUAAGUUAAGGGCAAUUAAUAUUAGUUUGAAGGUGUGAUUGUGAUGCUGGCAAUUCAGACAGGAUGAAAAAGCUAGAAAGGAUUAAAUCAUCUUCUCCACAGUCCUGUGCAAGCUUACCUGAGAGUAACCGCUACUGAACACAGUUGGACUAACUUCUAAGUGAAUAUGGAUAGGAUUGCAUCCACAUCCAAUUUACCACUCACCACAACAUCCUUGUUACUUUCUUUUCAUUCAGGAUACCACCCACUUCUUCAUUUUUAAUCUUUAAAAAUCCUUAUUGUUGUUAUUUCUUUGCUGACUCUUUCUCUCCUUUUUUACCUCCUAUGACUGUUUGGUCCUCAGUAUCUCUCUUAACUCUGUUGAGAUCUUUGGCCAUUUUGACCUUGUCUUUGGUACCACAUCUCACACACCCCAGUUCAGCUUCUAUAACUGAUUUAACAGACAGUUGUAGUGAAGAAGAAAAUGAACCCUGCCGUGGAGAAAUCCUGUUCAUUCCUUAAAGUAAAAACAAUGAUAAAUGUUUGCUGUAGUGCAGCAUUGCUCAGUAAAGUGUGGUUUAAAAUAAACAAAUCUUUAAAUAGUGAGUGAGAGGUCAGGGCAGCCUUGGCACUACUCUGUUUGUCUUCUUGUUUAUAGAAGCACAUUUGCAUGUAUGUGCUCAUUCUGUGCAUUUCUGUGUGUGUAUGAAAUCUUUUUUAGAACAGUUGGAAAACUACUCCAGAGAUUGUGGAGAGGGUGGAAUAGAAUGUGUUAGCAUCCUCAGUGAUGUCAUGCAGCACUAGUCACACAUAGCCUUACACACAACUGUUUUCAUAACCUUUUUGAGGGGAGAGUUGGGUAUUUCCCAUUCAGACAAAGUGUGCCAAAAAUCUGCAGAAGUUACACGAUUGGAGCCUGCAGGAAGACAGAAAAGAAACAUAGUUGGUACUUGGGGAACUGACAUCAAAACACCCACCUUUUGCUCAAAACGUCUCAUCUGAAUUCAUCCUGGUUUCCCCAACCUAUAUAAUACACAUUAUCAAGCGGUUAAGAUCACUUCAGGCAGCAGACAUGUUUGCAUUUGUUCAGGAGAGAGGGUGCUACAUGUUUGAAUGCUCUUUCAUGAGGAAAACUCACUACAGAUGUCAAAAUGCCACGCUGAGGAGCAGGCUAGUCUGAGCUUCUCUUGGUGUUCAGACAGGUAAAGGAUUGGAAAAUAAUGUUGUGCGCUCUCUCUCUCUCUCUCUCCCUUUUGUAGACCGUCCCGGCCUCAUGAACGUUAAACAGGUAGAGGAGAUUCAAGACAAUAUCCUCCAGGCCCUCGAGUUCCACUUGCAGGCCAACCACCCAGACACUCAAUACCUCUUCCCUAAGCUGCUGCAGAAAAUGGCUGACUUGCGACAGUUGGUGACUGAGCAUGCGCAGCUGGUGCAGAAGAUCAAAAAGACAGAGACAGAGACUUCUCUGCACCCGCUCUUGCAGGAAAUCUACAAGGACAUGUACUGA